AGAGAGGAAAAGGGAAGCGACGAUCUCUGCCCUUCUAGAAGGUUCGCCUCGUCGGUCCCCUUCCCCCCCUCUCCUCUCAAGCUUCAGAGCCCUCUCUCUCCCUUACACGAGGCGAGAUCUGCUCCCCUUCUCCCGAUUCAACCAACCACCACCUCAUCUCCGAUUCCCCCUCUUCUUCUUCUUCUUCUUCCUCUUCUUCUUGGUGGGGGUUUGGGAUUUCUUGACUGGACGACCUCGUGCGAUUUCGGGAGGCAGGAGCCAUGAACGGCAAUAAGCAGUCCCUGAUAUACAGCUUCGUGGCCAAGGGCUCCGUCGUGCUGGCCGAGCACACCGCCUUCUCCGGCAACUUCAGCACCAUCGCCGUCCAGUGCCUCCAGAAGCUUCCCCCCAACACCUCCAAGUCCACCUACUCCUGCGAUGGCCACACCUUCAACUUCCUCGUCGACCGCGGCUUCGUGUUUCUCGUCGUUGCGGAUGAGGCCGUUGGAAGGAGCGUGCCGUUUGUGUUCCUAGAUAGGGUUAAGGAAGACUUCAUGCAGCGGUAUGGCUCCAGUAUCGACGAGGAGGGUCAACACCCGCUCGCCGAUGAUGCAGAUGAUGAUGACUUCCUCUUGGAGGACCGAUUUAGCAUCGCCUACAAUCUUGACCGGGAAUUCGGACCGAGGCUGAAGGAUCACAUGCUGUAUUGUAUUAAUCAUCCAGAGGAAAUUAGCAAGCUCUCCAAAGUGAAAGCACACCUCACGGAGGUCAAAGGGAUUAUGAUGGACAACAUUGAGAAGAUAUUGGAACGUGGAGAGAAGAUUGAGCUUUUGGUCGGCAAGACUGAAACCUUACAAUCACAGGCUGACAGCUUCCACAGGCAUGGAAGAGAGCUCAGGCGUAAGAUGUGGCUUCAGAACCUGAGGUUUAAGUUGAUGGUGGGUGGUGCUGUUGCGGCGUUGAUUCUCUUCCUCUGGCUGAUUAUUUGCGGGGGCUUCAAGUGCUAGAACAUUGAAAGCCUUUUUCUUUGUUUUGCAUUCGAUGUGUUUACCGUGUCGUGUGCAUAUAUAACGACCAGCAAAUCCUGCUUUCGAUAUGCUUCGUGCAGAGUUAAAUCUCCUUAUGGACCUUUAUUCCUUGUAGCCUGUUCUCAUGUUUCAUAGUAUUACAAUAGGGGGGCUCUGGAAAUGGAAUACUUGUGUAAACAAACCUUGUGAAAGGAGACAACUUAGCUAUCUGUAUUAUGUACAUUCUGAAAUGCUAAUAGCUUAUUUCAAUCUCAUUUUCAUUGGUCA
Messenger RNA from Oryza sativa Japonica Group (Japanese rice), 1274 nucleotides. RefSeq names its product vesicle-associated membrane protein 727. Gene Ontology annotation, biological process: vesicle-mediated transport. NCBI's taxonomy places the organism in Eukaryota, Viridiplantae, Streptophyta, Magnoliopsida, Poales, Poaceae. Gene Ontology annotation, cellular component: membrane. The record is from RefSeq and is a predicted model, not a curated record.